Messenger RNA from Danio rerio (zebrafish), 1331 nucleotides. It is a transcript of the gene lyrm1, whose product is annotated as LYR motif containing 1. The record is from RefSeq and is marked provisional. Lineage: Eukaryota; Metazoa; Chordata; Actinopteri; Cypriniformes; Danionidae. Gene Ontology annotation, cellular component: mitochondrion.
AUUUGCAAGCACGUGGACGGCGGAGUACGGAAGUGCGGAGAUGCUCGCAUAAGCUGAUGUGAACGCACAUAGAGGGUCCAGAUGUCUCGUGCAAAUGUGCUGUCUCUGUAUCGGCGGGUUCUCCGCAUUGCACGCAGCUGGAAGGCUCAGUCUUCAAUACCAAAGGACACUGACACUGAGAAGAAAUACAUCACGCAGGAGGCUCGAACCCUUUUCAGACAGAACCAGCAGAUAACAGACCCAGAAUCAAUCCAGAGAUGCAUUGAAGAGUGUGAAGCUCGGAUAGAAAUUGGUCUGCAUUAUAGGAACCCCUACCCCAGACCAACGUAUCUUCCUCCGAUGGGUCUGGCCACUCAGAAAGGCAGAAAACUGCGAGCUCAGCAGAGACUGAGGAAACAAGCCAAACCAGUGUACCUACAGUCUCAAGAUGAGACCUGACACACACACACACUUCACCGUACUUAUCUUAAAGUGUGUGUAACUUCAUAUUAAAAAGCAUCAGGGAACAUUAUGAAGUCUGUCAGAUCAUAGUGCAAGGAAAACUGCCGGUGUAAAGUGUGAUGAAUGUUAAUAUGAGCUAUGUAAAUGGUGUAUUUAUUCUUAUUGUAUACAUGUCUGCAUCUAGUAUCCAUCUUUCGUUACACUUUAUAAGUUUACACUCUUAUAAUGUUAAAUUGCAAAUACUUAAACCUGACCACUUUAAGCUAUAAGUUAUAUUAUAAGUUAUAUUAUAAGUUAUAUUAAACUCAACAACAAUCAGUGUUGAGUUUUUGUAUCCUCUCAGUUUUGGCAUCAAAUGUAGUGUGAGGAUGUGUUCAGUUGUCUAGUUGGCACAGGCAGGCGACGCCGCGGUUUACCCAGUGCUUCUGUGGCUGAUCUGAGGGCAGCUCGAUGGACAGCACAUAGUUCGUGGAGUGACCGGUGGUGGAUAGAGUCCCUCGUCUGGCGCUGGUCUUGUACACCGGACACACAUAAACGUUUUGGUGCAGGAAGGUGGCGCUCUCUCCGGGCUUCAGCCAGAUUAUGGGCAGCGAGUCGAAGAGAACUUUAGGAACAGACUCACCGAUAACCAUGUGCUCUCGAUUCCAGCGAGCGCCCUCAAGGAAGAGCCCACGGAUAUAAGCUCCGUCCUCCGGCUUCUCCUCCAUAUGAGUUUCCUGUUUGCACACCUAAAAGAUCCACAAUAAAAAUAUAAUUGUAGUUUCCACAAACAAUAUGAAACAAUAUAAAUGUUUUCAAUACAAAUUAUAUUGAGAAAUGACUAAGCAUGGACCAGUAUAAGAUUCUGACCCUAUUAUACCCUUGAAUAAAAAUAUCAGGGUUUGACAGUA